Molecule: messenger RNA, 1157 nt
Organism: Drosophila nasuta
Lineage: Eukaryota; Metazoa; Arthropoda; Insecta; Diptera; Drosophilidae
Exons: 3
Coding region: 145-807 (220 amino acids)
Source: RefSeq, a predicted model, not a curated record
UUGCAGUUGCGUAUAGUGAGUCGAUCGGUCGGUUGUCGCCUGAAAAAGAGAACUCGUCGCGAACGAUAAAGCGAGAAAACUAUAGAAAAUCGAAUAACGAAAGUGCGUGGGUGUCAAGUGCAAGAGAGAAAACUGUAACUAAAAAUGAAAGCGUUCAUUAUCGCCAGUGUGUGUUUGAUCGGUCUGUGCAGCCUGGGCUCUGCACAGUUCCAAAACGGACGUCUCGAGCCACCAAAUCCACAACUCUGCGCUCAGCGGAUCAUUCACGAAAAGACACCCGAUGGCAAAGGCUACUUCUUCUCGUGGAGAGACCCUCAAUUGAAGGGCGUGGAGGAGGAUUGGCUGACUGCCAGAAACUAUUGCCGCAGGCGUUGCAUGGACUCCGUUUCUCUGGAGACCAGUCUGGAGAACGAAUGGAUCAAGCAGCGUGUUGUGGGCGAAAGUGUCAAAUACAUCUGGACUAGCGGUCGCUUGUGUGACUUCAAGGGAUGCGAGCGUCCCGAUCUGCAGCCCACUAAUGUGAACGGUUGGUUCUGGACAGCCACUCUGCAGAAAUUGGCACCCACCACGGAGCGCUCCCAGGGUGACUGGUCGCCCAAUGGCGGCAUUGGUCUGCCCCAACCCGAUAACCGUGAAUUCAAGCAGAACGGCGCACCCGAAAACUGUUUGGCUCUGUUGAAUCAGUUCUACAACGAUGGUGUCAACUGGCACGAUGUUGCCUGCCACCACAAGAAGCCAUUCGUCUGCGAGGAGAACGAUGCUCUGCUCAAGUAUGUGCGCUACACCAACCCCAAUCUGCGCAUCUAAGCCACGCUCAAGUUGGAUUCAAAUGUGAAGUUGCAAACGCAUGAAACGACAGCAAUUGCAACUUCAGAUAAACCAAAAAUGAUAUUUUACGUAAAUACUGCAUACUCUUUAAAGUACGUAUCUGGUUAGCAUGAGAAAACUCUGUUGAGUCUUCUUAUGCCUAAUACGCCUACUUCCUGAGUCUAUAUCAAUCUUCUGGCAAUAGUGUAUGUCUUACGUAUGAUUUUUUUAUAACAAUUUUCCCAAUCUAUGCGCUCUAUUCCUCAUCAAUUAGUUUAAUUAUUAAUUUUGUAUUAAUUUAUGAUUUUUUAAAUUAUAAUAUAACAUUCAAAACGACAUGUAAAACAUAA